GGCUACGGCAGUCGUAGGCCAACCGCAGCGCGUAGCACUCGCUCCUAACCUAACGCCAUUCGCUACGAACUUCGUAGCGUGUGUAGCAAAUUUGUUUUGUGACAAGUGGUAGUGGGAACGUGGAAGUGCCAAGUGAAUUUACUCUGACGUGAUGGUGUGAACAUGUAGCAGGGAUGUGCGCGCCGGCCGCAGCCGCGCUGCUGCUCGCUGCGCUCACUGCGCUACCCUGCCGAGGUACAGAUGCGGAUACAUCUUCGACGAUUCCAGACGAAAUUCAUAAUCAUGAAAAUGGUAUCCAGCCAACAAUAACUAUAGUAUAUCAAAUGUUACAUGGUACAAAAUACAACCAGUCUCACAUCGAAUCAGUAAUAAGCGUGAAUGAAGUGAAAGACAAAACAUGUUGUGAUUUCAAUUAUAAAGUGCAAGUGCUAGAUGAACAUAAAGGUGCUAUAUUAUCAAAAGUUAAAGACAAAAAAGAUAGGAUAAAGCGAAUUGUGAAUAUGGAAAGACCAAGUGAAUUUAAUGUGGAUAGUUCAGGAGGAACUGAAAUAAGUACUGCUACUUCUGUGGUCAGUUCAGCAUUGGCGUCAGAGAGAAGAAGAAAACCAGGAGAGACUGGUUCCAGUGCUCCACUGUUAAACUACAUUUUUGACACUUAUACUAAUACCCAUCAACAUAGGAAUGGCAAGGUCAGCCCCGGUAAUAGUAUUUAUGCUGCCGCCGCUCCAGAAAUAGAAGCAUUAGUGGGAUCUACGGCACACUUAGAUUGCAAAGUUGACAGUCUCCACGAUAAACUGGUAUCGUGGGUCCGUAGGAAAAAUGAUGAAGAGCCCAUGGAACUUCUGACAACUGGCACUCAACAAUACACGGCAGACGACAGGUACUCUGCCCGUUUCAUACCGCCAGACAUAUGGAGGUUAGAAGUCAAGGAAGUCAGGCCGUCAGAUGCAGCCCAUUACGAUUGCCAACUAUCUGCUCAUCCUCCAAGAACAGCACGUGUCACUCUUCACGUUCCAGAGGUAUCCGUGAGGAUAGUCGAUGGUGCUGGUGCGGAUGUGUCUGAGCAGGUGUGCGAGAUCGGCAGCACUGUCGCCCUGCGCUGUGAAGUCAGGGGUCUGAAGAUGGAAGGUGGACCUUCGCUGCUGUGGUAUAGAAGAGAGGCUUUGCUCAAUGAUGACACCACUCGAGGAGGAAUAAGCGUCCGCACAGAGUUCGGUAUGAACGGCGCCAAUUCCGUCCUACGCGUGGCUCGCGUGCGUGGCGACGACGCCGGCCGCUACACCUGCACAGUGUCGCGCGCACCCCCGCCCGCGACGCCGCCCGCGCACGUCCUACUGCACGUCAUCAAAGGUGAAAGCCUGGCAGAGCUGCAUCAGGGUGGCAGCUCUCAUUACCAGCCAUACAACACGUGGCUUCCUCUAGUACUGACGCUGUGCGUCAUUUUACAUUGUAACAUUCACAUAAUUUAUUAUUAA
Molecule: messenger RNA, 1475 nt
Organism: Chilo suppressalis (striped riceborer)
Lineage: Eukaryota; Metazoa; Arthropoda; Insecta; Lepidoptera; Crambidae
Source: the annotation of a GenBank genome assembly